AUGUCCUAUCUGAACAACGUUGCAAGCGAGCCCGAGGACCGCCACGUCGUGCACCCCCGUGACCGCGAUGAGCGGCGCACGGGCAGCCAGAUUAACGUCGAAGCGCCGGUCGUCCCCAGCGACUCGGGGCACUUCAUCUCGGAGGGCGCGGACUCGCGCGAAGGCUUCGAGGCGCGCCAGGCGCGCGGGGAGUUUGCGGAUGGCGGCGAGAGCGGGACGAAUCUGAGCUACGGGCAGGGACAGCAGGAGAAUGCUGAGACACCGGGGUUGGGUCAGCGGAUGAAGGGGAGUCUCGAGAAGGUUGCAGGAAAGGCCAUGAGAGAUCCGGGGUUGGUUGAGAAGGGAGAGGCUCUGAAGACCAAUCAGCCGGGCAACAAUAUGUGA
Messenger RNA from Gloeophyllum trabeum ATCC 11539, 384 nucleotides. RefSeq lists its product as uncharacterized. Lineage: Eukaryota; Fungi; Basidiomycota; Agaricomycetes; Gloeophyllales; Gloeophyllaceae. The transcript is spliced from 4 exons. The record is from RefSeq and is a predicted model, not a curated record. Bases 1 to 384 code for a protein of 127 amino acids.